This is a messenger RNA of Pseudozyma hubeiensis SY62, 1794 nucleotides long. RefSeq lists its product as hypothetical. The record is from RefSeq and is a predicted model, not a curated record. NCBI's taxonomy places the organism in Eukaryota, Fungi, Basidiomycota, Ustilaginomycetes, Ustilaginales, Ustilaginaceae. The transcript has a single exon. The coding region runs from base 1 to 1794 and encodes 597 amino acids.
AUGCUUGCACGAACGACCCGGCUCAAAGUGCUUCAGCGGCCUAGCGCUGCGCCUUUCGCCGCACUCCGAUACUAUGCUGUCCCCGUGAACCCUUCGAGUUCAGUCGAUGCGCUCCUUGGCACGUCGGUCCCGCCACCGCCCAGAGAAGGACAGGAAAUCGGCUCGGCACCUCCUGGUACCUACAGCACACCUUCCCGCUUCGGCAGAAAGAACCCCAACGACAUCGCCGACAUCCUUCGUGGCAACCGUCCGCGAGAUCCGACACGUGGCUCUUCCAACGGCAGCGGCAGCAGCGGCGAUCCGUCAAAGACGAGCCAUGCUGAUCUUCAACGCAUCAAAGGCACCGCUAUCGGCGCCGAACGCAAGGGCAUCCCGAUCCCUUCGCGGGACGAAAUGCUCGAGGAGAUGUUCAAGCGACCCAUGCGUGAGCUCGAAGAACGACGCAACAUCGUCGAUCGCGAACACCCUCAUCCCAUCGAUGCACUCUACGGUCGCAACGAGUUGGACGAACGUGUCCUGGCCGCUGCUCGUGCGCUCCAUGCCGCUUCUGCCAAUCCGAGUCCUCGAGCCGCAGGUGCGGCUGAUCUGUUCAAAGCGGCCACGAUUCCGCGCUUGUUGGAGCGGUUCGAGUCGAGGGCAGGGUACCAGCUGUCCAUCGAGCUUCCCUACGAGCCGACCCCGUCUGACGAACGAAAGGUGCCACUCACGUCUGCCCAUAGCUCCGAAGCUGAGCUGCAAGAUGCCAACGAUGAUGGUGUGUUGCUGCUUGCGUACGUGUCGAACUUGACAGGUGCGAGGGGCACGGAGCGUAUCAGCGUCUGCUCGGCGUUUGCGGUUGAGGGAGGAGAUAAGAUUUCGGCAGAAGAUGGCGAUGGAAAGGGCGCCCUCAUCGUCUCGUGUGCUCACACUUUGCGCGCCUCAUCUCCGUCCAAAGCUGCAUCUGAUGCCGAGUCUUCCACCGCGGAUGCUAGUACGAGCUCUCCGGCUGACAGUAUCGCUGUAGCCAUCACUCGGACAGGAGCCAUCUACCCCGUGCGCAAUCUGAUCAGCAGCCUCGCUGCAUCCGAUGUCAUUCUUCUCCAACUCGGCACCACACCUCUUUCGCUCAAAGGAAGUUCGGCGACCCCACAGCCGGUCAGGACGCUCCCUGUCUCACCGUACCCUGCACACGUCAACAGUGAGCUUUCCGUUUCGUCCUUUUGGGGGUGGGAGGACGAUUCCGGUGCCAUCCUGCCCGCGUACACGUACGAUUCCGAACAGCAAAACCUCGGCGUCGCCACGACCAGCUCGCCCCAGGGUCGGGAAAAGGAACGCGUAGCGCUGGAACGCGACGAUGCAGGUCGAAGCCGGUGGGGACGAGCGAGGUUGGUGGAGUACAAGGAUCCCUGCGGGGCGAGUGCGAUGGUGGGUACGUACGAUGAGCUUGCGCAGCUGGACUACAAGCUUCUCGUGUCGUCGCCGGCGAACCCUCCGGCUCUGCAGGGCGAUUACGCGCUGAGGCUGUCGAGCACGCUCUCCGAAUCAACGCGUCCCGCAGCCGCAUUUGGUUCAACUGCUUCGUCAGGCUCAACGUCCAACCCCGAGGUGAUGCAGAGUCAGACGCGCAAGCCACUGCCCAACUUCCCACCGCCCGGAUCGUCCGGUGGACCCGUUGUGGACGUAGAGACGGGCAGCGUGGUCGGCGUGGUUAGGGGGCACAAGAUGAGUCCCUUGGAGGGGAGGAGAGGGGAUGCUGUGCCGGCAGAGAAGGUGUUUGAGUUCUUUGCGUUGCCUGGUUUGGGCAGGAAGAACUGA